AUGUCAAGAAAGAGCGAGCUACAACAUCUAAUAAAGAAUAAUAGAAAAUACUAUAACGGAUCAGUCAUGAGUGGAAUACCCGUUAAGCUUCUAAAUGAAGCACAAGGUCAUAUCGUAUCGCUUGAGCUGACCACGGGGGAGACGUAUAGAGGAAAGCUAGUGGAAAGCGAAGAUAACAUGAAUGUGCAGCUUAGAGAUGUCACAGUGACCGGUACCGAUAGCAAAGUAACGGGAAUGGAUCAUGUGUUCGUUAGAGGCUCCCACAUACGAUUUUUUGUUGUACCAGACAUGUUGAAGAAUGCACCGAUGUUUAAGACAGGACCACAGUACAGACCAUCACCUCCCAUUCGAGGUCCAAGAAAAAGAUGA
Messenger RNA from Zygotorulaspora mrakii, 369 nucleotides. It is a transcript of the gene SMD3, whose product is annotated as mRNA splicing protein SMD3. The record is from RefSeq and is a predicted model, not a curated record. The transcript has a single exon. Lineage: Eukaryota; Fungi; Ascomycota; Saccharomycetes; Saccharomycetales; Saccharomycetaceae. Gene Ontology annotation, molecular function: RNA binding. Bases 1 to 369 code for a protein of 122 amino acids. Gene Ontology annotation, biological process: RNA processing; spliceosomal snRNP assembly. Gene Ontology annotation, cellular component: U5 snRNP; precatalytic spliceosome; U1 snRNP.